UAAUAUCACUACCGCUCAAGGGAGGACACUCUUGGCAUUUACCGGCAGAAUGGCGGACAGCGCGAAUUCAUUUUUGUACCGGGAAAUUUACGUGCCAAACUCGACUGGAUCUAAAUGGAAAGAAAUCUCUCUGAACACAGGAGCCUCAGCCAGCACCUUGCAGGAUAUCAAAGUUGCUGAAAGUUGUGGUGGAUUUACAUACAGAGAUAGUGGACUGCCUCUCUCAGUUGUCCGUAACAGAUUUAUUCACUGGAAAGCAUGUAAUGAUGUACUUGAACUUGAAGAGGAGAGUCUUGACCUUGAUCUCUAUGGAUCAAAGGUCAAGUUCCACUUCCAGGACACAGCAAUACUUGGUGGUGUAUCAAUACACGAGGCCCAGGGCUAUGUGGUUGUUCUAGUACCUACAGUAGCUAGUGUACACAGGCUUAUCUUUCCACAUCCAAACAAGCUUCAUAAAGCUGAUCUCGGAUAUGUUCCUACAGAUCAUCCACUGCCCUCAAUAUUUUAUGAUGCUUCGAUAGCAAAAUGUAUGGAUGCAAGAAACUCUCACAUGUUAAAUGCUGGUGGAACGAUAACCUCCCAUUUUACGGCAGCUGCGUCAUUUUACACUCAAGAAGGAGAAGCAUUGUUUGCUCUCGCCAACAGUUCAGGAAAUAUUAUUCUUGUAAAGAUGCCACCACUUGAUAUACAAGGUAUUGUACAGCAGUUUGAGCUGUGCCAGACGUCAGUGAUGCAGAAACUAUGGACUGGGCUGGUUCCCUCUAUGAUGAGAAGUGGACAGGAGCCUGCGCAUACAGUAUGUAGUCUAGUGAUACAGGCUGUAAGGAACGAAGCAUGUAUAUUUGCUGUGUGCAAAGAUCACCGCCUCAGAGUCUGGUCAUGCAAGACACAUGAAUGUAUGGUUGUUACAAAUUUACUGGAUUUCUCGCCUGAUGGUGUACAUGUCCAGUCUAUGUCUCUGGCAGGUUCUGGGCAUAUCAUACGAAAGCUUGUUAGUACAAACAUGGCUGAUGUGAAACUCGGAGUUCACCUUAACUUCACAAAUUCCAACCAGUUUUGUAUCCUGCAGCCACAAAUUGCCUCGAGUAGGUUACAGAUUAGCCACCUUGCAAGUGUAUUUGGACCUCAGGAAGAUUUGAUUGACUUCUGUAUGAGGAGUACAACACUAGUGUCGCUGUGGACGAGUUCAGAGGGGACACCUGUAAUCAGGACUCUGACGUUUGGAGAUGAAGGUCCUGGCGGAUGGAUGGAGGUGUUGUUACAGCCAGCUGAGGUUGCAGAUUUAAACAUACCACCCCACAGAGACCCGAGGGAGGUGUACCUUGAGAGGUUGUUCCAACCAGGCAGGUUCAGUAAACAGGACAUCAGAAGGGCUCUCAGUUUGCAGGUAUACAGUCAGGCACUGGACCAGUCUGUUACAGGGGAAAUGGCACUGAAUGUUAACACAUUGAAACAAGAUGUCACUAUUGCUGUGGAGACAGAGAUCCGUAGUGCAGCGGUUGACUAUGAGAUGGAAGAGGAUGAUUAUUAUCAGCUACAGUUGGAACAGUGGUCCAAAUUUUAUUCCUGCUGUAUACAGUACCAUGAGGUUGGUGGUAAACUGAAAGGAUUAUUUGCUGACGGUGUUACUGGACUAGUUGGGCUUGUGAGAAAGGGAUGUGUAACGUACCUACGACCGUGUGAUCAGGUGGAAGAGCUGUACUGUUCUAGUGAAGACGCAGAAUCCUCGGAACUUCUGGCUGAAAUCGGCAAAACUGAUGACAACCAGACAAAGAGGGAUUUAAGCCUUCUGUUUGAAACCAUACGCUCAAUAAGUCUAGAGAUUUCUGAAGAUCUUGGGAUGCAGUUUGAACAGGAACUAUCGACCAAUCAGAAUCUUGAAAUGGUUGCUGGGCAACUAGUUGAUCAUGUGAUCUUAAAUCAUGAUUUGGAGAGUGCUUUAGCAGAAGGUGCAUCAGUUCCAAAUAAUUUGAGACUGAUCCAUGAUUUCACAGCUGCUGUAAACAUGAUAUUGAAAUUCUUGGAUCUCACACCAAGUAUGGAAGAUGAGCAGGAAAUGGAGGGAAUAGAUGUGAAUAUGGCACGGCACAUGAACUUGAAUAAGUUAUUUACAAGCAAGGUUGGAUGUGACAUUCUGACACUCUGUGUGGAGCAGUUCUCCAUGACAAGAUUUCAGCUGUUACGAGAUCUCUACCUCCUUCAACUGGCAGCUUUGAGACUUGGAAAUCAGGUUGGUUUAGAUAAUAGAUCUGUUGGAGCAAUACAGAAUGACCUACUGCCGUACACUGCAAACUUGUUGCGAUCUUACCUUGUGGUAAAAUGGGCAUCGCAGACCCUAGCUGUAUCAACUCAGGCAAAUUCUUUGGAAUCAAACAUUAGGCAGCUUUCAUCAUUAGACAUCUCAGAGUCAAUGCUCAGUGGACAGAAUGUGGGACCAGUUCUUAUACAGAAGAUCGAUCACUGUGGCGCCAGUCUGAUGGAGCUGUUUAUUCAGGGACCUGGCGGGGAAAAGAUAAGAACAGAUCUAUCGGUGACAACAUUUCUCGACGAUGAUCCGGGUGCUACAUGGUCCUCGGGACUACUGAAAAUUGUCAAGUCUCUAGCGUCAUUAAUCUGGCCACUGAGUGAACAGUUUGUGUUUCCGGAAUUUUUGGCAAGCCACUGUCAAUAUCUACCUCUACAGGACUACAAUAACUUGCUGCAACAUUGGUGUGAGUUUAACCCAGCCUCAAGGUGCUUCAUGCAGGGACUUUGUUAUCUACACUUUGAUGAGCCAGUUAAAGCAGCCCAUUGUUUCAAUACAGCUAGGGAGGGCGUGGCAAACGAAAGUUUUCUACGAGAUAGACUGUUACAAUCUCAGGAAACACAAGUGAGAAAACUGGAGGUCUUGUUUUACCUCAAGGUCAUUCGUCAAUUUGAAGAGUUUUCUGCCCCUGAUGUGGUGAUCUCCCUUGCAAGGACAGCAAUAGCAGUAGCUGAUGAAGAUGACCAGAACUUACCUACCUUGUGGUCAAAGGUGUUCAAAUACCAGCUAGAACUUGGCCACAACACUGAAGCAUACAAUUCAAUGAUAGAGAAUCCAGACCCGAGUAGACGCAAGGACUGUCUACGUCAGUUGUUGAUCAGCCUCUGUGACCGCGGAGAUCUUCAGUCACUUGUAGAUUUCCCAUACACAGACCUUGAAGAAGAGGUAGAAAACAUUCUGGAGAGCCGUGCCCGUUGUAUGGAUCUCACUACACAUAACUACUAUGAUCUGCUCUACGCCUUUCAUAUCUUCAGGAACAACUACAGAAAAGCUGGAAGUGUGAUGUAUGAGCAUGGUAUGAGACUGGGGCGUGAGGUACCGGGAAAAUCUGGGCUCCAGAGGCAGGCGCAGUGCUACCUUGCUGCCCUAAAUGCACUAAGACUUGUUGGACCACAGUACUCUUGGAUUAUCAAACCUAUGCUGGCAACUAGACCAAAUCUCGCUGCAGGAGAUUAUAUGAGGUCACCUAAACAUGAUCUUGAAGGAGAAGAACUGAUUAACACAGCAUCAAACUUUGAGAUCCUGGAAUUACACGACAUAGAGAAGGAAUUCAUGUUGGUUGAUGCACGUUUACGUCUCCUUGCUAAAGAAAGUGAUCCUACACUUUCAGCAGGCAGUACACCAGGGGCAGAUGAGAUGGUUGGAUUGCUGGUCAAAGCAGGGAUGUACGACAGGGCUGUAAUUGUCUCAAGAGCUUUUGACUUGCCACUCAACCCUGUAUUUGAAAGUUUAACCCUCAGAUGCAUCAACUUGACAAAGAACAGCUCCUACUAUAUGAGAGGGGACAAUGAUUACACUUCUCAAGCCUGGGAAUGGCUGAAGACAAAUAAUCUCACACUAACUCACAUUGCCAAGGAAAACAGUUCAGCAGACGAGGCAUGGCGACUGUUACAGCAGUAUUUAGACAGGUAUGAGGACCGAACGGCACAGUACCACCGCUGUACGGCAGGAAAGUUACUAGCACAUGGCUUCUCUCUACCUGCAUGGUUCAUCAACUCUUACAAGGGUCUAAAUUCAGCAGAGCUGUUACGUUUAUAUAUAGAGUAUGAUCUACUAGAGGAAGCUGUCAGUCUGUGUGUAGAGUAUAUAGAUGCUGUCGUAGAUACCUUCAGUGGUCAUGACAGUAAAUUGUUUCAAAUAAAGGGUUGUUUACAAUAUCAAGCACAGACUGUAUGGUUACCUUACACCAGUAUAGAUCUCUUGAGAAAAGCUUUACAGGAACAUAGACAGGAUAUACAUCUAGGAGGGUUACAUCAAACAUUAGAGGAUAAACUACGUUUAUAUAUGCGAAGACUGAAAGAGUCCUCAGACCAGGUGUGUCAACCGACCGGGCAGCCAUUUUAUGUCACAUGAUCAAACAAUUGAGUGUAGCAGAUUUUUGUGUUACAUUAAAAUGACAUUUUUCAAUGAAAUUUUCAGGGACAAAAAAUGAGAAAAUCAAAGUCUAACAGAAUUUUUUAAGUGUUGUAGAAAACUGGUACUACAUUAUGUAAUCUGUUGUCAUUGUUACCAGAAGAGUCAUGGUCAGUUUGAGGAAAGUAGAUUAUGACUUAAAAUACCAGUUCAGACCAAAAUGAAUUUAAAAUGUGAUGGAAUUCAGGAGCUUUGUCAUUUUCGUUUUGAUUACUGGUUUCCCUGCUCUGAUAAAAACUAGGCGAGAGUUUAGCCUGUAAUAAAAAAAAGAAAAAAAGACUUCUUUGUAUAGUAAAAAUGCAAAAUGCAUGCAAGAUUUACUGUUUGUUACAUUGAUGUACUUUGAAGAAUACUACACCACAUUUAGUUCUUACCCUGUAACAGUAAUUUGAUGAGAAGCAUUUCUAAUAAAAAAUUAAACAGCUAACCAAAUGUAAAUUCAUAGUAAAAAAUUUCAGAAGAAAAAGAAAUGCAGUCAAUAACUACUUGGUCAGUCUAUCUGUCUUUGCCAAAAAUUCUUUAAAUUUUUAUCCAACUUGGGAAUUUCCAUCCAUAUGUAACAUAAUUUCAAGGGAGAGAAAUCUUUACAUCAUUGUUUGGUGGCAUGAUCUUUGUAUACUGUCUCAAAAUAUAUGCAAAUAUAGAUAGAUCUGCAUACAAAGCUAAACACAGAUUUUCUUUGUAAAAGUGAAAUUAUGUUAAAAAAAUUUGAAAGAAAAAUCUGAUGUUAUUAAAGUUACCUGUAGUAUGAUCAUGUAAACAUCAAAAUUAUUUUUAAAUGAUCCAAGAUGACAUACCUAUGCAAGUUUCAGAAGGCUUAAAACCGAGGUGAUACAUCCUUAUGAUUAAGAUCAACUGUGUUCUUUUGCCCCAACCUCCUCAAAACCCAACUUAUUUUGGGAUGAGGGAGCCAGUUAGGUUUGCUUGUCUAUCUGAAUUUGUGUUAUGUAUAUCUAGAAAGCUAUAUUUUACCAGCAGUCAUUGAAGGUUAUAUGAUCUUGUUAAUCAGCAUGUGAAGUUGUGCAACUGGGACCUCUAUAUAAAUAAUGGAAGUUAUUGCCCUUAAAUCAAAAACUUGUAUAAAGAACUCAAAAGUUUGUGUUGCAUGUAUCUCAAAAAGUAUUUUACUUCAUAAAACCUUAUAGGAACUCUUUUUUUCAGCAUAUGAAGUUUUGCAACAGAGGUUUUGUUUGGGUUUCUCUUGGCUUGACCAGAGUUAUGGUCCUUGACUUAGUAAAAAAAGAUGCAUAAAGUGCCUAAAAGUUUGUGUCACAGGUAUCUCAAAAAGUAUUUGACCUAGAAUCAUGAAACUAUUGGAAAAGUUGUGAAGUUGUGCAAUAGGUUUACUUGGGAUAUACCCCUCCUUGCUGCCCAUCUGCCAUCAGUUUACUAAUACAUGAGCCGCGCCGUGAGAAAACCAACAUAGUGGCUUUGCGACCAGCAUGGAUCCAGACCAGCCUGUGCUUCCACGCAGUCUGGUCAGGAUCCAUGCUGUUCGCUUUCAAAGCCUGUUGUAAUUAGAGAAACUGUUUGCGAACAGCAUGGAUCCUGACCCGACUGUGCAGAUCCGCAGGCUGGUCUGGAUCCAUGCUGGUCGCAAGCGCACUAUGUUGGUUUUCUCAUGGCACGGCUCAUAUAACAUAAGACAGUACAAUCAUGUAGAGUGACAGUAAUUGGUGGCACCAGUGCAUGGGUCACUUUAAUUUGGUUUCAUAACUUAUUCGUGUUGGUAGAGAAAUGAAAAUUUAAAAAAAAUACGAAAAUUUUCUACAUAGACAAACAAUUGGCUUCAUUGAUUUUAUUCUAAAUAGCUAUUUCAAAGGUAUGGUGGACAGAUUAUCAAAAUUCAGAGACUUUUGCAAUACAUGUAUUUAGGGGAAUAUGGCCUGUAGUUCAGAAUAGCACCCAAUUAUCUUAUUUCCUGUCUCCAGUGUUAUAAAAUCUGAGUUUUGUUUUUUGUAACCAGUCUCUGAAUGCAGCCUUGUCAUUGGUCAAUUUCAAAUUCGUGUUCAGCAACAACCAAUCAAAUGCUGGAGUUUCAAGACUGGUCUCCAAAUUCAGUUUUAUAUCCUCAGACAUACCAGUCAUUUAGAAGAGUAAUUCAUGCUGUGUAUAUAUUUUUGAAGAAAAUAGAAGUCUUGUUACAUUAUUUUGUUUUUGUACUGUUAUACACAACACCAUUGCAGCAACCUGAAUAAAAACAGAUAUUUUUCAA
Molecule: messenger RNA, 6653 nt
Organism: Mercenaria mercenaria
Lineage: Eukaryota; Metazoa; Mollusca; Bivalvia; Venerida; Veneridae
Product: nuclear pore complex protein Nup160-like
Exons: 35
Coding region: 50-4378 (1442 amino acids)
Cellular component (GO): nuclear pore
Molecular function (GO): structural constituent of nuclear pore
Source: RefSeq, a predicted model, not a curated record